This is a messenger RNA of Orcinus orca (killer whale), 5369 nucleotides long. RefSeq names its product UDP-N-acetylglucosamine--peptide N-acetylglucosaminyltransferase 110 kDa subunit-like. Gene Ontology annotation, molecular function: protein N-acetylglucosaminyltransferase activity; protein binding. NCBI's taxonomy places the organism in Eukaryota, Metazoa, Chordata, Mammalia, Artiodactyla, Delphinidae. Bases 113 to 3253 code for a protein of 1046 amino acids. Gene Ontology annotation, biological process: protein O-linked glycosylation. The record is from RefSeq and is a predicted model, not a curated record. The transcript has 5 exons.
GCAGUGGUACGGCUGCUGCCCUCGUAUUUGCUACCUCUAGAAACAUUCUUGCCAGUAGUGGCGGCAGCGGGACUCAAUUACCCCCUUUUCUCACUCUCUCCAGAAGCUCCAGAUGGCGUCUUCUGUGGGCAACGUGGCCGACAGCACAGAACCAACGAAACGUAUGCUUUCCUUCCAAGGGUUAGCUGAGUUGGCACAUCGAGAAUAUCAAUCAGGUGAUUUUGAGGCAGCUGAGAGGCACUGCAUGCAGCUGUGGAGACAAGAGCCAGACAAUACUGGAGUACUUUUAUUACUUUCAUCUCUACACUUCCAGUGUCGAAGGCUGGACAGAUCUGCCCACUUUAGUACUCUGGCAAUUAAACAGAACCCUCUUCUGGCAGAAGCCUAUUCGAAUUUGGGGAAUGUGUACAAGGAAAGAGGGCAGUUGCAGGAAGCAAUUGAGCAUUACCGGCAUGCAUUGCAUCUCAAACCAGAUUUCAUCGAUGGUUAUAUUAACCUGGCAGCCGCUUUGGUAGCAGCAGGCGACAUGGAAGGGGCAGUACAAGCUUACGUCUCUGCUCUUCAGUGCAAUCCUGAUUUGUACUGUGUUCGCAGUGCCCUGGGGAACCUGCUCAAGGCCCUGGGUCGCUUGGAAGGAGCCAAGGCAUGUUAUUUGAAAGCAAUGGAGACGCAACCGAACUUUGCAGUAGCUUGGAGUAAUCUUGGCUGUGUUUUCAAUGCACAAGGGGAGAUUUGGCUUGCAAUUCAUCACUUUGAAAAGGCUGUCACGCUUGACCCCAAUUUUCUGGAUGCUUAUAUCAAUUUAGGAAAUGUCUUGAAAGAGGCACGGAUUUUUGACAGAGCUGUGGCAGCUUACCUUUGUGCCCUAAGCUUGAGCCCAAAUCAUGCAGUGGUACAUGCCAACCUGGCUUGUGUAUACUAUGAGCAAGGCCUGAUAGAUCUGGCAAUAGACACCUACAGGCGAGCUAUUGAAUUGCAACCACAUUUCCCUGAUGCUUACUGCUACCUAGCCAAGGCUCUGGAAGAGAAGGGCAGUGUUGCCGAAGCAGUAGAGUGUUAUAAUACAGCUCUGCGGCUGUGUCCCACCCAUGCAGACUCUCUGAAUGACCUAGCCAAUAUCAAAGGAGACCAGGGAAACUUUGAAGAGGCAGUUCGCUUGUAUUGUAAAGCAUUAGAAGUCUUCGCAGACUUUGCUGUUGCCCAUUCAAAUUUAGCAAGUGUAUUGCAGCAGCAGGGAAAACUGCAGGAAGCUCUGAUGCAUUAUAAGGAGGCUGUUCGAAUCAGUCCUACCUUUGCUGAUGCCUACUGUAACAUGGGAGACAUUCUAAAGGAGAUGCAGGAUGUUCAGGGAGGCUUGCAGUGUUAUACUCGUGCCAUUCAGAUUAACCCUGCACUUGCGGAUGCCCACAGCAAUCUGGCUUCCAUUCACAAGUAUUCAGGGAAUAUUCCAGAAGCAAUUGCUUCUUAUCGCACUGCUCUGAAGCUUGAACCUGAUUUUCCUGACGCUUAUUGUGAUUUGGCUCAUUGCCUGCAGAUUGUCUGUGAUUGGACAGACUAUGAUGAGCGAAUGAAGAAGUUGGUCAGCAUUGUGGCUGACCAGCUGGAGAGGAAUCGGUUGCCUUCUGUGCAGCCUCAUCAUAGUAUGCUCUAUCCUCUUUCUCAUGGCUUCAGGAAGGCUAUUGCUGAGAGCCAUGGGAACCUCUGCUUGGAUGAGAUCGGUGUCCUUCAUAAACCACCGUACGAACAUCCAAAAGACUUGAAGCUCAGUGAUGGUCGACUGCGUGUAGGAUACAUGAGUUCUGACUUUGGGAAUCAUCCUACUUCUCAUCUUAUGCAGUCUAUUCCAGGCAUGCACAAUCCUGAUAAAUUUGAGGUAUUCUGUUAUGCCCUGAGCCCAGAUGAUGGCACAAACUUCCGAGCGAAGGUGAUGGCAGAAGCCCAUCAUUUCAUUGAUCUUUCUCAGAUUCCAUGCAAUGGGAAAGCAGCUGAUCGCAUCCAUCAAGAUGGUAUACACAUCCUUGUAAAUAUGAAUGGUUAUACCAGGGGUGCUCGAAAUGAACUCUUUGCUCUCAGGCCAGCUCCUAUUCAGGCAAUGUGGCUGGGCUACCCUGGGACCAGUGGCGUGCUUUUCAUGGAUUAUAUCAUCACUGAUCAGGAAACUUCACCUGCUGAAGUUGCUGAGCAGUAUUCUGAGAAACUGGCUUAUAUGCCCCAUACUUUCUUUAUUGGCGAUCAUGCUAAUAUGUUCCCUCACCUGAAGAAGAAGGCAGUCAUCGAUUUUCAGUCCAAAGGGCACAUUUAUGACAAUCGGAUUGUGCUGAAUGGCAUCGACCUCAAAGCAUUUCUUGAUAGUCUCCCAGAUGUGCAGAUUGUCAAGAUGAAAUGUCCUGAUGGAGGAGACAACGCAGACAGCAGUAAUACGGCUCUUAAUAUGCCUGUCAUUCCUAUGAAUACUAUUGCAGAGGCAGUUAUUGAAAUGAUUAACAGAGGACAAAUUCAGAUAACAAUUAAUGGAUUCAGUCUUAGCAAUGGACUGGCAACUACCCAGAUCAACAUUAAGGCUGCCACUGGAGAGGAGGUUCCCCGUACCAUUAUUGUAACCACACGUUCUCAGUACGGGUUACCGGAAGAUGCCAUUGUGUACUGUAACUUCAAUCAGUUAUAUAAAAUUGACCCAUCUACUUUGCAGAUGUGGGCAAAUAUUCUGAAGCGUGUUCCCAAUAGUGUACUGUGGCUGUUGCGUUUUCCAGCAGUAGGAGAACCUAAUAUUCAACAGUAUGCACAAAAUAUGGGCCUUCCCCAGAACCGUAUCAUUUUUUCACCUGUUGCUCCUAAAAAGGAACAUGUUCGGAGAGGGCAGCUGGCUGAUGUCUGCUUGGACACUCCACUCUGUAAUGGACACACCACAGGGAUGGAUGUCCUUUGGUCAGGGACACCCGUGGUGACUAUGCCAGGAGAGACUCUUGCUUCCCGAGUUGCAGCUUCCCAGCUCACUUGUUUAGGCUGUCUUGAGCUUAUUGCUCAAAAUAGACAAGAAUAUGAAGACAUAGCUGUGAAACUGGGAACUGAUCUAGAAUACCUGAAGAAACUUCGUGGCAAAGUCUGGAAGCAGAGAACAUCUAGCCCUCUGUUCAACACCAAACAAUACACGAUGGACCUAGAGCGGCUCUAUCUACAGAUGUGGGAGCAUUACGCAGCUGGCAACAAACCUGAUCACAUGAUUAAGCCUGUUGAAGUCACUGAGUCGGCCUAAAUAAUGACUGUGUGCACAGGAGAAUUACCCUGUACCUGAGCCUCAACCUUCUGGGGGAAAGGGAACUACUUUUUCCUUAUCUGUACAAUACCAUGCUGCAGAUGGGUGACAGACAAUGAUAAGAAAUAGCACAGCCAGACUUGCUUCCUACAUGAUCAUGAUCAUGAUCAUGAUAGGGAGAGACACAAGAGAUGGGAAACUGCUGUUCCACAAGGAGUCUCCAUAGAAUUUUGCAGCAGCCAGGUGUCUGGAAGGUCUGGAAGUUGUCUUGGUCCUUCUGACCCCACCCGUCGGUGCUACUUCAGUUCCUUACCCCUUCCCUUCUGACCCUGGGCGGUGAGAUCCUCUUUCUCCGGCUGGUCCGCGGCAAGUGGCACUCGAACAGGGACCUGAAGCGUGAAGGCAAUUAAAAGAAAAAGAAAGUGCAGGAUUUUCAGGUACCUUGGAACGCCAUUACCCUGCUGAUAAAUUGAUCCAAUUCAGCAAACUUAACUCAUAUCUUUCCUUCUAUAAUUAGGCAACAGCCUGUUCCUCAUGUACCUUUGGUUUUUACGGACGGUUCUUCUUCAGGAGUGGCUACUGUAAUCAUUGACCACAGAACAGACCUCGUUAAAGAAACUUCCUUGACUUCAGCUCAACGUGUUGAACUCUUAUUCGUUCCCAUGAUGGUCCUGUUGCAGGUCUGUAUAUCCGUGCUCAUUCUAACUUGCCUGGUCCAUUGACUAAACUUAAUGCGACUGCAGAUGUUUUAACUCGAUCUAAACGUGAUCUUUAUCCUGUACAUUUUCCUCCCAAGAAUAGAGUUGAAGUUACUCCUCCUCCUCAAUCUCUUUUCCCUAAAGCAGGACAGGUCCCAAUUUACCGUACUCCUCCUUUCCGUUCGUCAUGCUGUCAAGAAUGGCUAAUGUACUGCAUUCAUUAUCUUCAUACUCUUGAUACUCAUGGUCCAUGUCCUGGACACCCUCAUAUUAUGGGGGAAGGUUGGUGGCUGAGCCAAGAUUGGCCUCUCAAUCUCCGGAGGUCCUCUGGAAAGAUCCGUUAACCAGCACUUGGCGUGGUCCUGAUCCUGUGUUGAUUUGGGGACGUGGUCACGUGUGUAUCUUUCCCAGAUCAGUGCCUGGACCUUGCUGGCUUCCUGAGCGCUUAGUCAAGCAAAUAGAUGGCUCGCCACAGCUCACCUAGUUCAGAAGAUGAAGAAGCUCUGCACCUCUCCUGAAAAUUUGACAGUGUUGAUUCAGAAAAAGAAGAAGAAGAGGAGAGCACUUGCCAGGACGACUCAAAGGAGUGAUGUUCCAACUUGGGGACAAAUUAAACAACUGGUUUCAUGAGCUCAAGAGUCAGUGAAACAACAGAAUAAUCCUGUUACACCUGUAACUUUAUUUUUGGUUAUGUUGGCAACCAUUUCAUGUGUUCCCUCUGUUAAUGCAGCAACUUACUGGGCCUAUGUACCUGAUCCUCCACUAUUACAACCCAUAUCUUGGUCUGAAGCAGAGUUUCCUGUAUUUUACAAUGAUAACUGUUUAUGGGCCUCUUAUUGGGAAUAUAAAAGAAAUCAAUAUGUCUGUAAAUUAUACUAACUGGUUUAGUACCCAUCCUGUCUGUCUUAGCCCAUUGAAUCUGGAAACUGGAUGUGUAAAGGCUAUUAGUUAUGAGCAUACAGAUGUUUAUGAGGGAACGGAUCAAUCAAUUAGUUUGUCAGGCUCUCCAGGCAUCCUUCGUUUUACAGGAACCAACAUUACUCUUACAUGCCCGGCUACCAGCCGACGAGAGGAUCUUAAGGAUACCAUCAUUUGGUAUAAAAUGGGCAAGCUAUUAAUAUUAGAGGUCAAAUCUCAUACGCCUCACCACUUAGGGAUUCCGCUAUUACUAUAGCCAAGAUUACAGGUGAAGAUUCAGGAAAUUAUUUCUGUAUGAAGCGUUUACUUGGAGGACAAGGGAUACUUAUAGCUGGACGUAAGGUUACUAUGCUUAACAGAAAAUCAAAAAAUCAAUUGCCUCCCCUUACGACCGUUAACUUUCCUGGAUCCAAUUUUGAACAUUGCAAUGCAUCUUGGAAUAAUAACCAAAUAUGGUGUACUAUAGAUUAUACCAAGGUGUCAAUUCUUAUCUCUUCUUU